Molecule: messenger RNA, 1259 nt
Organism: Sitophilus oryzae (rice weevil)
Lineage: Eukaryota; Metazoa; Arthropoda; Insecta; Coleoptera; Curculionidae
Gene: NANS
Product: sialic acid synthase
Exons: 5
Coding region: 202-1239 (345 amino acids)
Biological process (GO): carbohydrate biosynthetic process
Molecular function (GO): N-acylneuraminate-9-phosphate synthase activity
Source: RefSeq, a predicted model, not a curated record
UUACUUAGAUCUUAUAAACUUCGAUCGAAAUCUAAGAUUUCUUCAAUAUUCUUAGACACACGUAUAAAUGACGUACUCUCUUAAUACAAACUCGUUGAUUUUAUUUUUCAUGUAUUCAAUUGAAACCAAUUAGUAUUCAUCAUGGUACAUUUGGUUAUAGGGGUGUGGCCGACUUAGUAAUACAGUUAAGCUAGCUUUAAAAUGAAUUUUAUGCACAAAUUAAGGGAAACAAAUAAAACAUUUGUUAUAGCUGAAAUUGGUCAGAAUCAUCAGGGUGAUAUUAACAUUGCAAAAGAACUUAUCAAAAUAGCAAAGGAAUGUGGAGCAGACUGUGCUAAAUUUCAAAAAACAUGUCUGACAGAAAAGUUUACUGUAUCAGGUCUUAAUAGGCCUUAUAAAUCUGUAAACUCUUGGGGAGAUACAUAUGGGGCACAUAAAGCUUACUUAGAAUUUUCUCAUGAGGAAUUCAUUGAACUCCAAAAUUAUGCACAGGAAAUAAACAUAUUAUUAACUGCAUCAGCAAUGGAUCCAGAAUCUUUGAACUUUCUAAAAGAAAUUACGGUACCAUUUAUAAAGAUUGGAUCGGGAGAUUCAAAUAAUUUACUUUUAAUUGAGCAAGCAGCUUUGACUGGAAUACCUCUUGUUAUUUCUACUGGCAUGAUAAAUUUUGAUACUGUUAAACGUAUAUAUGAUUUGGUGUCAAAGUAUCAUAACAAUUUUGCACUUUUACAUUGUGUAUCUGCCUAUCCGACUCCUUACGAAAACAUUAAUUUAAAUGUUCUAAAUGCAUAUAUCAAAGAAUUUCCCGAUAUUGUAAUAGGAUAUUCAGGACACGAAAUUGGAAUACAGCCUACUGUAUGUGCUGUAGCAAUAGGGGCAAAGAUAAUAGAAAGGCAUAUUACUCUUGAUAAAAAACAGAAAGGGUCCGAUCAUAAUUGCUCUUUAGAACCACCCGAAUUGAAACAAUUGAUAGAUCAAAUAAGGUCAAUAGAACUGGCAAUGGGAGACUCGAUAAAACAAAUACAAAACUGUGAAUUGUCCUGCUAUGAAAAAUUAGGAAAAAGUUUAGUAUAUGCAUUUGAUUUUAGCAAGGGACAUAAACUAAAAAAAGAUGAUCUGAAAAUAAAAGUGUCUUAUCCUAAAGGAUUAGAUGGACUGUUAUUUGAUGAAGUUGUAGGAAAAAAUAUAAAUUGUAACGUUAAAUCUGAUGAUCCUGUACUUUCCGAACAAUUUUCUUAACUAAUAAAACCUAGCAAUUA